Messenger RNA from Hymenoscyphus albidus, 1342 nucleotides. The record is from the annotation of a GenBank genome assembly. Lineage: Eukaryota; Fungi; Ascomycota; Leotiomycetes; Helotiales; Helotiaceae.
CUUAAGGCAAUCUAUAGCCUGAUAUUUAUCAGUCAUAUCAGCCAACUCUAUCUCUCACUCUCUUUUUUUUCAGUUCAUCUUAUUUUCCAUCUUCUCACUCGAGUCACUCAUUACUCUCUUCAAAAAUGCCUUCUCUUCUCAAACUUUCCUUCCUCGCGGCCCUCUUCAGCAGCGCUAUCGCAGAAAUCCCCGCCAAAGAUGGUUACAAACUCCACUGGGGCGACGAUUUCAACGGCGUAGGUGUCGACCAUAAAGAAUGGCAUCACGAAAGCAACGCCGGUGCUCACACCAACAAUGAGCUUCAAGAAUACAUAGACUCGACAUCGACCGCUUUUACCUCUGAUGGAAGUCUCAAGAUCCAACCUAAGAAAUCAAGUGAUGGGAAAUGGACCUCCGCUCGAAUUGCCACUUGGAGAACUUUCACUUGUGAGAAGGAUCAUAAGAUGGCUAUCGAGGCAGAGAUCAAGCUUAGUGCUGCUGCGAACCAACAGGGUAUCUGUGAGUACCGAGUUCUAUAAGCGAAUCCUCUCAUUAUUGAGGACAAGGAGUUGAAAGAUUCUUGCCGUUUUAAUGAUGGUCUUGCAUACUUUCACUCUCGCUACUAUUGAGACUCUUUUGACGUAGUAAACUAACUUGGGGAAUAUAGGGCCUGCAUUCUGGACUCUUGGUAGCUCGAUUUAUGGAGGGAAACCAUGGCCUAGGUGUGGCGAGUGGGAGUAAGUAACAUCCUUCUAUAUGCUUCACGAAUUCUAGUCGCUCUACCCCAUCCGAUGACAACUACUCGAAAAUGUUUCAAUACUAACAAACAACAGCAUUAUGGAAACCAGAAACGGCCUAGCCCAAAACUGGGCCACCAUCCACUACGGCAAAGACGGAAUCCACAAAAGCAUCGGCAACGAAGCCAACCCAGAGCCACUCGAUCGCUCCAAAUUCCACAAAUACACCCUUGAAGUCAACCGACAACCAGACGAUUGGCAACAACAGACCCUGAAAUGGUUUAUCGAUGGCAAGAACUAUAAAACCAUCAAAGGCUCCGAUGUUGGGGACUCUGAAAACUGGGUUGCGCUUGCGCAGUCGCCUGUCUAUGCAUUGUUCAAUGUGGCUAUUGGUGGUGAUUUUGGGGGCAACCCUAAUGCCCAGACAGUAUCAGGUGAUAAGGCGGGGAUGGAGGUCAAUUACUUUGGUGUUUAUUAUGGGACUCAGGCCGCUUAGAUUUGACGUGAAGUUGUUGUUGUAUGUUGUAUUUGAAGGGAAGUGGUGAAGAAAUAGUGCGGCGUUAUAUUCUUGGACAUAGAUAUUUUAGAAUUUACUUGAGAAAUGCGGAGAGGAAGGCCAAAGGCUU